Messenger RNA from Bursaphelenchus okinawaensis, 2425 nucleotides. The record is from the annotation of a GenBank genome assembly. NCBI's taxonomy places the organism in Eukaryota, Metazoa, Nematoda, Chromadorea, Rhabditida, Aphelenchoididae.
AUGGCAGACGACAUUGAUACCAAGUUUAAUUUCACAUCUGAUUCGCCGGUGAGUUUUCUUUAGAUUUUUUGUGUUUUUAGGUAACAUUGCUUUAUGUAUAUCAUAAUAUAGAUGUUGCUCUAUGUUAUUUUUUUAAUUUCAAGUUGUUUGGGGUCUAUUUUAAUCCAAAAAUGAGCGAUAUACGUUAGAUAUGCCUACAUUAAUAUAACAAUCUCCUCUGUUCGCCCAAAUUUUGUCAUAUUGUCAUAGAUUUCCCAUUUUUAGCCGAUGAUGGAAUACGAAGAACUUCGCGCGUUAAUCACAAAGUGUCAAUCCGUGUUUCAAAAUGAAAAAACGUUGAUCAGGAUUGGGCAUCCGAUUAUCGUCGUUGGCGAUCUACAUGGUCAAUAUAAGGAUUUACAGCGCAUUCUAUCGUUACCUUUUUCAAAUGCAUCGAAUGCUCAUGGAGUGCAACGUUUUUUGUUUUUAGGUGAUUAUGUUGAUCGAGGAAAGGAGGCAGUGCCACUAUUGAUUACUUUGAUGAGAUUGAAGGUGAAGUACCGAAGAAGCGUGAGUUUUUUGUUAUUUUUGAUAAUUUUAGGUAAUAUUUUCAGCUGUGAUGGGCUUUUUUGUAGAUUUCAAGUAUGUUAUUGUAUUAAGGGUUGGUUUUUGGUGCUGAUCACUACAUUGGUCGUCUUUAUUUUACCAAAAUUUAUAUUGUUUUAGCUAUUAUUAAUAUUGCUAUUUUCUAUAAUAUUUUUAUAUCGUUAUAACCUACCUUUUUUAUGUUUAUACUAUGGCUAUCUAAAGUCUUUUUCUGACAUUAUUGUACUCUUCUAAAGCCACUAUUUUUAGUACUUUAUGCUUCGUGGUAAUCAUGAAUCAGAUAUGGUGAACAGGACCUAUGGCUUCUACGAUGAGGUAAUGAACCGGUUUCCAGAUGGAGUUGAAGGCCUAAGGUUGUACGCGGCUUUCAAUGAAAUGUUCUCAUGGUUACCGUUAUCAGCACUGAUUUCGGGACGAAUAUUGUGCAUGCAUGGAGGUAUAUCACCAAAGUUGACGUCGCUAAAGGAUAUUGAAAAUGUAAGUAUAGCUAUGUUUGGUGGAGAAUAUUUGAGGAUUUAAAGGAAUGUUGAUUAUCAGUUGAUUAUCGAUACUGGUCGGGUCAUUAUGAUAUGUUUCAUGGAGAGGAACUGUACUAUUUGAAGGUAUAAUCCACCUUGAUUUAGAUCAAACGUCCACUUCCGAAUCCAAUGCGUGUCGAGUUGGCAAUGGACUUGUUAUGGGCGGAUCCGGUGAUACAUGAGCAGAAUUUUCAGAAAAAUGCAUUGCGAAAAGUUAGCGUAUUUUUUAACGACGCGGCCGUGAUUGAAGUGUGCGAACGGUUAGACUUGGACUUUAUCAUCAGAGCACAUCAGGUAAUCGUUUGUUAUUGACGUGGUAACUUCGUAUUUAUUAUUGUUUUGUAUCUCACUUUCAUCGAUUUUAUUGAUUUAUUGAUUGUAACGGAAUGUCAACUAUUGAUUUUUCUGAUUUAUUGCUUGUGACGAAAUGCCAACUAUUGAUUUUUUGUUAAUGUCAUGUACGGUUAAAAUUAGCGUGAAAGGCGUCUUAAGAUGGUCGUAUUGUUUUUCUUUUUUAGGUAAUGUACAAUGGGUACUGGUUCUUUGCUAACGAAAAGUUAUUGACAAUAUUCUCAGCUCCAUGUUAUAGUAAUGUAAGUUGGUUUUAAUGGAUUGUUGGUACUUUUAAUUGUAAGUUUUGAUUUUAAUUAUUGUAUUCUUUCAAGUAUUGUUGUGUUGCCUUUAUGGGUGUUGCUUAUACCUACUCUUAAAUGUAUAACUUGUACUAUACCUUGUCUUUCAUUAAAUAUUAUAUGCCUAGUCUUUCAUUAUCCAAACUUUAGGACAACAAAGGAACAGUAGUAGUGAUAGGCGAACGAAAAACGCUUGGAUUUGUUUUCCUAACACCAGUGAAAGAAGAACAAAGCAAAGAAUCUUUUGAAUGCAAGUUCGAGUACUUUAAUAGAAUGCAGAACACGGAAAACGCCGAAUUUCUGGAUGAUCUACAAGCAAAAUCUGAUGAUACUGUACUCCCACUGGAGCUAUUAGUUGGCGCAGAGAAUAAGAAAAAAGAACCGGAUGAACAAGAAGAGAAUAUGAAAAAGGAAGAUAGUUAUUUCAAAAAGCCUGAACUCUUUAAAGGUUAUGAUGAGGGAAAAGAAGAUGCAGACAAAAAGGAUGAUGAUGAUAAGAAGGACGAAGAUGAAAAGAAGGAUGAUGAUGGCAAAAAGAACAGUGAGAAGUCAAAGAAGGAGAAGCACGAAGAAGAGAAGAAAGAAAAAGAAGAAAAGAAAGAAAAAGAUGACAAGAAAGAGAAAGAAGACAAGAAAGACAAAGAAGGGAAGAAAGAAAAAGAAGAUAUUGUCGAAUCCUACGCUUUAUAA